Molecule: messenger RNA, 1554 nt
Organism: Lacerta agilis (Sand lizard)
Lineage: Eukaryota; Metazoa; Chordata; Lepidosauria; Squamata; Lacertidae
Gene: MICU3
Product: mitochondrial calcium uptake family member 3
Exons: 14
Coding region: 16-1548 (510 amino acids)
Biological process (GO): calcium import into the mitochondrion; mitochondrial calcium ion homeostasis
Cellular component (GO): uniplex complex
Molecular function (GO): calcium ion binding
Source: RefSeq, a predicted model, not a curated record
GCCGGACCGGCACUUAUGGCAGCGCUGCGGGGUUUCCUAAGGUGGCGUCGCUGCCGCCUCCCCAACGGCAACGGCGGCGACUCGGAGCUGCCUCACCGAAGGCGGCUGUGGGGUGUCAGGGCCCGGCCGCCGGGCAGCAGCGCCGCGCCGCUGAGCAGCUUGGGCGCGGCGGCGGCGGCGGGCGCUACCGGCGGGGCGCUCGCCUGGUUCGUCUGCCAGCGCUUCUACGAGCGUCGGCCGUCGCCUCAGCAGCGGCAGAAGGGACGAAGCGGCGAGGCCAGCCAGGCCCGCGCGCUGCUGCCCAUCCCUGUCGCGGCCGCUGCCAAGGAUACGACGGGCACAGAAAGCAGACCAGAUCUUCAAGAGUUGGAUCUUUAUGCAACUUCCCGGGAGCAGCGAUUUCGCAUGUUUGCCAGUUUAGAAUUUGAAGGGCAGCUUUUUAUGACACCAUAUGACUUCAUUCAGUCUGUUUCAAAUGAUGAACCAAAGAGGACAAGAAAAUGGAAGUCUCUUUCAAAACAGGAAUUGAAUCAAAUACUUGUAGAAACUCCACCAGUUUGGAAAGGGUCAUCAAAACUCUUUCGUAACCUCCAAGAGAAAGGUGUGAUUUCUUAUACAGAAUAUCUGUUUCUGUUAUGUAUCUUAACAAAGCCACAUGCUGGUUUUAGAAUAGCUUUCAACAUGUUUGAUACAGAUGGAAAUGAGAUGGUGGACAAAAAAGAGUUUUUGGUGCUGCAAGACAUAUUCAGAAAGAAAAAUGAAAAGAAAGAAAGAAGAGGAGAUGUAGAUAAACGUGCUAUGCUGCAACUCCAGCUUUAUGGAUACCACAGUUCUACUAAUGCUGUGCUAAAAUCAGAAGGAGAGGACCUGGUUCCAAGAAGCUACUGGGAUACUCUGAGACGUAGCACAAGCCAGGCACUCUUUUCGGACCUUGCAGAGCGUGCAGAUGACAUCACUGGUUUACUAUCCGAUACUACACUGCUGGUACACUUUUUUGGUAAGAAAGGAAAGGCUGAGCUUAACUUUGAAGAUUUUUAUAGGUUUAUGGAUAAUCUCCAAACUGAAGUUCUUGAAAUAGAAUUUCUUUCAUACUCUAAUGGAAUGACUACCAUCAGUGAGGAAGACUUUGCUCAUAUACUUUUAAGAUAUACAAAUGUGGAAAAUACAUCAAGCUAUCUGGAAAACGUACGCUGCAGCAUGCCAGAAGAGCAAGGCAUUACAUUUGAUGAAUUCAGAUCAUUUUUCCAGUUUUUGAAUAAUCUAGAAGACUUCGCAAUUGCAAUGCAGAUGUAUAAUUUUGCAAACCGUUCCAUAGGAAAAGAUGAAUUCAAGCGUGCAGUAUAUGUAGCUACAGGUUUGAAGCUUUCAAUGCAUUUAGUGAGCACUGUCUUCAAGAUCUUUGAUGUAGACAAAGAUGAUCAGCUCAGCUACAAAGAAUUUAUUGGUAUUAUGAAAGAUCGAUUGCAACGAGGGUUCAAGGGCUACAAAACCCUACAAAAAUACACCACUUUCAAAUCCUGUGUGAAGAAGGAACUCAAUAGCAGAUAAACUAUG